AUGUCCGCCCCAAGCGCUGUCCGGCACAACGUGAACUUCAUCACGGGCAACGCCAACAAGCUGAGGGAGGUGAAGGCCAUCCUCGAGCCGGCCAUCCAGGUCGGGAGCCAGGAGCUGGACCUCAUCGAGAUCCAGGGGACGGUGGAGGAGGUGACGCUGGACAAGUGCAGGAGGGCGGCCGACUUGAUCGAAGGUCCCGUCCUGGUCGAGGACACGUGCCUCUGCUUCAAUGCGCUCAAUGGCCUGCCGGGCCCCUAUAUCAAAUGGUUCCUAACCUCACUCGGUCACGAGGGACUGAACAACCUCCUAGCCGCGUACGAGGACAAGUCGGCGCGGGCCGUCUGCACGUUCGCCUACUCUCCCGGCCCCGGCCACGAGCCCUUGCUCUUCCAGGGCGUCACCGAGGGCAGGAUCGUGCCGGCCAGGGGGCCUGGCCACUUCGGCUGGGACCCUGUGUUCGAGUAUGAGGGGAAAACCUACGCCGAGAUGGACAAGGUGGAGAAGAACAAGAUCUCGCACCGCUUCAAGGCCUUGGAGAAGCUGCAGGCGUGGUUCAAAAAGGAGAUGACUUCGUGA
Molecule: messenger RNA, 576 nt
Organism: Phialemonium atrogriseum
Lineage: Eukaryota; Fungi; Ascomycota; Sordariomycetes; Cephalothecales; Cephalothecaceae
Product: inosine triphosphate pyrophosphatase
Exons: 4
Coding region: 1-576 (191 amino acids)
Biological process (GO): nucleoside triphosphate catabolic process
Cellular component (GO): cytoplasm
Molecular function (GO): nucleoside triphosphate diphosphatase activity
Source: RefSeq, a predicted model, not a curated record